Miscanthus lutarioriparius is the source of this 3960-nucleotide messenger RNA. Lineage: Eukaryota; Viridiplantae; Streptophyta; Magnoliopsida; Poales; Poaceae. The record is from the annotation of a GenBank genome assembly.
AUGAACGAUUUGGUUCAUGAGCUUGCAAGAUUAGUUGCGGAUGAAGAAGUUGUUUCCAUUGAUGCUAACAGUCAACAAAAUGUUACUGGUAAUACAGACAAUAAUUGUCGAUACAUGUUGAUCUCGAACUUACGUGACUCAUCGCGGCCAGAUUAUUUGUCUACACCUAGCACAGCAAGGGCUCUUCAUUUUAAUAAGUGCAGCAUUGGUCAGUCUAGUUUAAUUUCUUUGAUGAGAGCUGAAUUCUUACGUGUGCUGGAUUUGAGUGCAUGUACUAUUUCCAGUCUACCUGAUUCUAUCGGCAACUUGAGACUGCUGAAGUUCUUGAAUAUAUCUGGAAUGCAAACUGGCCAGCUGCCGGAGUCCCUGAGCUCAUUGCAUGGUUUACAAGCAUUGAACCUUUCUGAAAAUACUUUCCUUGUUGAACUUCCCAGUUACAUUUCUGAAUUUGUCAACCUACAAUAUUUGGACCUACAUGGCUGCUCAAAUCUUAAAGAGCUGCCACAUGGCAUUCAUAAACUCAAAGAGCUACUACACCUGAACGUAUCAAGAUGUGGUAGCCUACAAUCGCUGCCUGAAGAGUUUGGGGAGCUUCGGAAACUUGCAUUCCUCGACCUUUCACAUUGUUCUCAGCUUCAAACGCUGCCUCAAUAUUUUGGUGGCCUUCGGAGUCUUUCGUUUCUCAAUCUAUUGCAUUGUUCCGAACUUCAUGGGCUGCCAGAUUCUUUCAAUUGCCUUACAAAUAUGAUACAUCUAAAUAUGUCCUUCUGCCACCAGUUGAAAGAACUGCCUAGUGGGUUAUUUAAGCGCAUGAAGAAGCUUCUAGUCUUGAAUUUGUCUGGCUGUACCUCUCUUGAAGUUCUUCCUGAAGUUUGUGAGAAUGAUGCUAGCUGUCAGAUGUUGGAGAUUCUGGACUUAUCAGAUUGUACUAAUCUGGCUGCCCUUCCGGAUACCUGUACUAGUCUUUUUGAGCUCCGGUGUUUAAAUCUAUCAGGUUGUUCUCGAAUUCAGAACUUUCUAAAUUUGAUUCCGCACUGGAAAUUAGGUAAUAAGUUGGAGUACCUAAAUCUCACUGGGGUGGGUGCAAAAGCAUAUUCUGAAGCUCCCGGAACCUCUGCGGGAAAUGCAGAGAGUUCAGAAGAUCACAAUAAACAACUACAGCUAUGUAUGCUGCACGAGCAUAUCAUCACCCAACAUUUGGUUCAUCUUAGGUACCUGUCAGUUGGAGGGUUCACACUCUUCUCGGAGCAAGGCAUUGCAAGAUUAGUAGACCUUCUAACCUUGCCCAAUUUUGAUGUACGGACACAACCCGGUGACAACCACAGCAAUAUUAUGCUUCUCCAGCACAUCCUGGAUCUCACACAACAUCAGCUAAACAUCAAAUGCCUUGAGAAUGUGGUUUCACCAGAGGAAGCAAAGCAAGUGGAACUGAGCAGGAAGCAACAACUUCAUUUCUUGAGUCUUGAAUGGUGCUAUACAGGAUCUUCUAUUGAGGGUGAGCAUCGAGCUCAGGCCAAGGCAGUGCUGGAACAUUUGAGGCCCCAUCAAAAUUUAAGGCGCCUCUCUAUAAAAGGCUACAAUGGUGACGGAUUUCCCAAAUGGAUUAAUGAGAUAAGUGAUACACUUCCGUAUCUGGUGAAAAUUGUAUUCUCCGAACUCAAUGGAUGUGAUCAUAUUCCUACACUGGAACAUUUACCAAAUCUACAGGAACUGGAAAUUAAUAAUAUGCCCCUGCUUCAUCAUGUGGAAAUUGUAUCAUGCAAGAAGCUAAGAAAAUUGACAUUGGUUAGACUGCGAGUCAACGCCACUAUACAUAUAUUUUAUGAUGACAACACACAAGCACAAGUCAAUGAGGUGGGAUUAAUUCAUAACCGUGAUGAGGAAGAGAUAGAAACAGGAAAGGAGAUUGACAAAUUACCCCCUUCUCUUCCUGUAGGUAAACCAGUGAAAAGAAAGUGUAAGGGUUUUCUGAAACUGAAAGCUCUAUGGCAUGGCAUGCCGAGAGAAAUAAAGAGAACGCAGGACAUUGGUUCUGGAAAUGGCUCAUCGGCAGUUACAAGCAGGCCGGCACUACCCCCAGGCCCAUCUAAUGAAGAAAGAAGAGAACAACUAGCAGUCCCUGUGCUUGAUUAUUUGAAAAUAGAAAGCUGCAAGCAACUAAAACUCUUUCCAUAUGUCCCACUGUGUAAAGAGUACUUCAUCAAGGGUAGCAGCCCCAGCCUUGGUCUAGAUGUGCAUGGUAUGUUGCAUUGGACUCCCACACUCAAAUCAAAAAUUUGUAUUAAUGGGUGUUCGCUAGAUGACGUUGAGCAAUGGAUGGAAGUUACAGAGAACAACAUGGAUGAACUAAUUAUCAUUGGCAUGCUGGAUUCUUCUGACGAGGAAAUGGAGUUCUCUCGGAGAAGGUACGGACGAGGGUUCCAUAACGAGGAAAUGGAGUUCCCUUGGGGAAGGUACGGACGGGGGUUCCAUUUCAACAAGCAAAUGGAGGAACAUGGGUCUCUUUCCAGAAGGUAUGGGUAUGGACAGGAGUUCCGUUCCAGGACGUGCAAAUGGGAGUCUGGUUCUGGAACCCUUCGGAAACUCAAGAUAACAGACUGCAAAAGUAGUCUUAUUCGUCGGCUGUUGCUUCUGUUCACAUCUAUACAGGAGCUAGAAUUGGAUGGCUUUAACACCAUUGAUAAUGACUUGGAGUCAACUCUGUGCAAAAUGACCAAAUUCGAAAAACUGACUAUACCGUCUCUUGAAUUUCCACCAGAAGAAGAAACAAACAACAUUAUUCAAAAACUUUCCGUUCAUCAUAUUCCAUAUGUCAAUACAAGAGAGGUGGCUCUUUUUAGCGUAAGACCAAAGCGGAGUCGGGUGUACAGGAAUCCGCUUUUAUUUUUUGACAGCUACAGGCAGCAGCUACGUUGGAAAGAAGCACUGGAGGAGGAAGAAUUAGAAACACUAGAAGAAGAGGGAGACAAUAAAGAGAAGGAAGAUCCCCUCAGGCGCUGGGUUCACCGGAAAAAAGAGAUGGAAGAGAAUGAAACACAAGGGGAAGAGCACCCCCUACACUUUGCCACUGGCUCUGCCACUAAUUGCUCCAAUAACUUCUCCCUUCUAUAUAAAUACCAUGACUACAAAAUUGAGCAGAUAACUAUCCAGAAUCUUGAGCAUGUGGAGAGAGCAGAGGAAGUAAGCGGGCAAGGCCAGUUGUCCCAAUAUCAGCAACUGCAGUCACUGAGUUUGAUGUGGUCUAGCAGCAGUUUGCCACAGGAUUCAAGCAUAGUUAAUGACUUUCUGCUUCUUGAAAAACUCCAGCCUCAUGGGACCCUAAAAACACUUCGAAUACAAGGCUAUAGGAGUCGUACAUUGUGCUCCUGGGUGAUGGAUAUAAGUUUUUCGCUUCCAAAUCUUGUGAAAGUUGAGCUGUCUGACAUGAUAUUGUGUGAGCAUAUCCCUUUAUUAGGCAAAUUAGCAAACCUGGAAGAGCUGUGCAUCUCAAAUAUGCCUUGUGUCGCCAAAGUUGAUGCUGCUAUAUAUGGAGACAAGACACCAUUAUUUAGGAAACUGAGAGAGUUUACAAUCAACAAAAUGAAUGGCCUCGAGAAGUGGGAACUUCUUCAGUACUGUGUUAAUCUGGAGCAACUGAGUAUUCAUUCCUGUAUCGACCUUACUACCUUGCCAGAUAGCAUCCGAUGCUGCCUCUUCCUCAGCAAAUUAGAGGUACUAGAAUGUUGGAAUUUUUCUGCUUUACCGGAAUGGCUUGGAGAACUUGUAUCACUGCACGAUCUGUGUGUACAUGCUGCCAAACUCGAGCGAUUGCCCCAAUCCAUUCAAGACCUCAGUGCUUUGGAGAAGCUGGUCCUUAAGAAGUGCAACUACAGACUCCGCAAACGUUGCACAUCAGGAGAGGACAAAGACAAGAUAAAACACAUUGGAAGUGUAGAUAUAACUCAGCUGUAUAUAAAAUGA